AAACUUGGCAACAAAUAGCAGCACUGCUGUGAAUGUCACUAUAGUUGUUUGUCUCAGUCCUUUUUUGUUAUUCAAACAUGUUGCAAGGGCUUCUCCUGCUAACAUGGCUAACACUGACAUUCCAACCCACUGAGUGUCUACAAGGAGUUGGAAAUUCCCUUGGUAUUAAUAUCAGCAACACAAAUCAGGAACUAGAAAAAGUUCUGAGCAAGUUUGGCAUUGUUGCACGUAGCUGCAAAGACAUUCAACAGAAAUAUGGUGUUCAAGAAGAUGGCCUGUACUACCUCAGCACGUCCAGUGGGGUGCUGUACCAGACGUACUGUGACAUGACCACAGCAGGUGGUGGCUGGACUCUGGUGGCCAGCGUACACGAGAACAACAUCUAUGGGAAAUGCACUAUGGGGGACCGGUGGUCCAGCGAGCAGGGAAGCAAUCCCAACCGCCCUGAUGGAGAGGGCACAUGGGCCAACCUGAACACCUUUGGGACUGCAGAGGGGGCAACAUGUGAUGACUACAAGAAUCCUGGUUACUUUGACAUCAUAGCGGAAGAUGUGUCUGUUUGGCAUGUCCAGAACAACGUUCCACUACAGCACUGGACUAUUGCCUCUACCCUACGAUACCACACAGAAACAAGCUUCCUCACUCUGCAUGGAGGAAACCUCUACCAACUCUUCAAGCGCUACCCAGUGAGGUACAACAUUGGAGCAUGUGGCACCAACAAUGGACCGUCUAUUCCUGUGGUGUAUGAUUACGGAAAUGCUGACACCACAAGAGACUUGUAUGCUCCAAAUGCUAGAAAUGAGUUUCUACCUGGCUUCAUCACCUUCAGAGUAUUCAACUACGAGAGGGCAGCAAUGGCCAUCUGUUCUGGAGUCAAACCCACUGGAUGCAACACUGAAACUUUUUGCAUUGGUGGUGGGGGACACUUCCCUGAAGCUGCUCCUCGUCAGUGUGGCGACUUCACAGCCUUUGACUGGGAUGGUUAUGGGACCAACGUGAAAUGGAGUUCAUCCAGAGAGCUGAUUGAAGCUGCAGUACUGUUUUUUUAUCGCUGAUUCUCUCUACAAUAAAACUCUGGGUCCACAAAUGAAUGUGACAGAUCAUGUUUAGGAAUGAAAUGAUGCACUUAUAAGGACAUUUUGUGUGAACAUUUGUGCUGUUUUAGGUUUAAGGUUGUCCGAUAUUAAAUGGUAUCACAAAGAUGAUGGAAAUACACUAUUUACCCAUCCCAUCCCUUAAUUUUCUUGCUGAGGUCUACCUAGGGUUUGGGGUUGUCUCCUCUUCUGGCUAAAGAGCUUUACUUUGAGUGUCAGUGCAUUCAUCUGUUAUUUCCCCAGUACCUACAUGCAAAGUGCAUCAAAAUCUUGAAUUUAUAUUACAAGUGAAAUCUAUUUCUUUUUUUGGAUCUUGCAUCUUGUCUGAUUUCCUGAUCCUACCCCUAUCUCUCUCUGCCAAUCAUUUCCUGACAAGCUCUACUCUCGAUUAAAAGGC
This is a messenger RNA of Alosa alosa (allis shad), 1491 nucleotides long. Its product is annotated as intelectin-like. The transcript is spliced from 7 exons. The record is from RefSeq and is a predicted model, not a curated record. NCBI's taxonomy places the organism in Eukaryota, Metazoa, Chordata, Actinopteri, Clupeiformes, Clupeidae. Bases 78 to 1055 code for a protein of 325 amino acids. Gene Ontology annotation, molecular function: oligosaccharide binding.